Molecule: messenger RNA, 2840 nt
Organism: Amaranthus tricolor (Joseph's coat)
Lineage: Eukaryota; Viridiplantae; Streptophyta; Magnoliopsida; Caryophyllales; Amaranthaceae
Product: AUGMIN subunit 8-like
Exons: 6
Coding region: 683-2503 (606 amino acids)
Biological process (GO): spindle assembly; centrosome cycle
Cellular component (GO): centrosome; nuclear microtubule; cytoplasm
Molecular function (GO): microtubule binding
Source: RefSeq, a predicted model, not a curated record
UUGACAUAAUUUACCUUUUCUGAUUCGCAAUUCGCAAAGAUGUUAGUAAAUAUUGAAGAUCGAUUGAAUAACUUGUAAUUAUGUAUUAAAAUACAAAAAUUAUUGUGUAUUUUUAAUCGCAUUUGCUUCUCUUGCGCAUCUUCUCUUGCUAUCCUGCACCACCAAGUCUAGUAUCAGUCACCAGUUCUUGCCCUUGUUCUUGUUCUCCCCAUUUGUUUCUGGUCCCCUAUAACCCCCUCCAUCUUUACCUUGUCCCACCAUCCUUUUCUCUCUCUCCUAGCUUUCCAAGGGGGGUCUUCUAAUUUGAGGGGUACCCUCAGUGAUGACCGUUAAUGCGCAUUUCUAAACUUUUUUUCUUUAUUCCCUCUAAUAUUAAGAUUUUUUAUGCUUCUAAUUGGGUCUUUCAUCAUUCUUCCUCAGUUUGAUCCGUAUGAUUUUUGGUACCUAUUUCUUUUAAUUAAUGAAAUUCAUCCAUUAUCAGAUCUGGGUUAUACUCAUAAUAACGAUUAUCUUUUUGCUAACAUUAUUGUAUUAAUAUUCUCUCUCAUCUUACCCUUUUUUCUGGGUUUCUGUUUUAAUGGCGGAAUUUGACAUGGGUGAAUGUAGUAUCAUAUAUGAAAGCCUGCAAAGUAUGCACAUUUGAUGAAAAAUUCAUCAAUGUCGUCUAAUUUGAGUUGUUUGGAUGGAUGCAUUUGAAGUCCUACAAGAAUUUCAUAAAAAAUCAGCUGUGGAUACCUCAAGAAAAUCACUGGUUUCGGCAGAGAAGAACAAUGGAAUCGCCAGCACACGCCGGUCCCGGACCAGGGAAGUUAGCUCAAGAUACAAAUCACCCACACCUACAAAUUCACGGCGAUGUCCAUCGCCAAAUCUUAUCAGAAAUGCUAAUUCUUCAUUGCCUUCAUCGGGUCCGAAGAGGGCGGUUUCAGCUGAGAGGAAAAGGCCUUCCACACCUCCAUCGCCUCGGCCAUGGACUCCGGUAUCGGAUACAUCCACAGAAUCACAAUCAUCCAUCAAGAAAACAACAUCUAGUAGGUUGCCGGAGGUAUUAUGGCCUUCUACAAUGCGUAGUCUUAGCGUUUCAUUUCAAUCUGAUAGUAUUUCGAUUCCUGUUAGUAAAAAAGAGAAAGAAAAACCAGCUACACAUGCCCUUUCAGAUCGGACAUUGAAGUCAUCUUCAAAUGUAGCUCAAAAACAGGCUGAAUCAGCUGCUUCUCUUAGAAAACGAACUCCCGAUAGAAAACGGAGCCCAUUAAAAGGGAAGAAUUCGUCUCAUCAAUCGGAGAAUUCUAGACCUAUCGAUAGUUCACAAGCGAAGUUGAUUGAUCAACAUCGGUGGCCUAGUCGAACAGGUGGGAAAUUAUCUGCUAAUAUCAUGACAAGAAGUGUGGAUCUUACAGAUAGAAUGGGUAAAAAUUGUAAUCCUUCAAUGGACAGCAUAAGAACAGGAUCACCCUCAUUAAGGAGAAUGUCAGCAGAAGGUAUUUCUAGACUUUUACAUAAAGCUCAUAGUGAUGCUUCUGAGCAAUCAGAAUUUGAUGAUCAUGUUGGGAAAUUGGGGUUACGGAUGAAAUCAGUAGAUGAUAGCUUACUGAGGAUUUCUGCUCGGCACAAGGCAGCUAAUGGUUCAAUUUCAUCAGAAAAAGCUGCAAUUAGAUCUGGGUUAUUGCCUGGAUCACGGUUGCCUUCACCGAGUAGGGCUUCCGUUUCUAGAGUAACGCCUAGUCCUUCGAAAACGAGACCAUCUACUCCUACGCAAUCGAGGGGGGCUAGUCCUUCAAAGAUAAGGUCAUCUAGCCCUACCAGGCAAUCCAGUUGUACGACUUCGGUGCUCAGUUUUAUUGCUGAUAUUAAGAAAGGCAAGAAAACCAAUCAGUUAGAAGAGGCUCAUCAGCUGCGUUUGUUGUAUAAUAGACAUUUGCAGUGGCGAUUUGCUAAUGCUCGAACCGAAGCUGCUCUAUAUGUACAGAGAAUUACUGCAGAGCAAACACUGUAUGAUGUCUGGGAAACAAAUUUGGAGUUGUGGGAUUCCGUCAGAAGGAAGCGCAUCGAUCUGCAACAGCUGAAUCUUGAGCUGAAGCUAAACUCAGUGUUGAGUGAGCAAAUGGCGUAUCUAGAGGAUUGGGAUUUACUUGAAGGAGACCAUUAUACUUCUUUGAAUGGAGUUAUCAAAGAUCUCGAAGCUUGCACACUUCGGCUUCCAGUUACUGGAGGUGCAAAAGCUGAUAUAGACUCUUUGAAGGCUGCAAUCAGCUCAGCUGUGGAUGUGAUGCAAGCAAUGGGUUCCUCCAUAUGUUCUGUGCUAUCAAAGGUUGAAGGAAUGAAUGGCUUAGUUUCUGAGCUUUCUGAACUAGCAGGACGGGAGAGGGCCAUGCUUAACGAGUGCGAGGCUUUAUUGAGUUCAACAUCAACGAUGCAGGUGAAAGAAUACAGUCUGAGGACUCAGUGUAUACAAUCACAACAAGAUUUAAACAAUACAAUGCAUCCGUUAUUAUGGCCAACCUAAUCACAAUUCACUCCUUUCUGCUGCUCAAGCUAACAGUUUUUCCACUUUUCAUAGGUCUUAUCUUAAAGAAAGAAUGUAAAUUUAUUCUCUUUCUCCCUGUUUUCUUCUAUAUUAGGUCUUUUUUCUUACCUUUUUCUAUUUAUUUAUCUAGUAGGAAUUAUAAUUUUUUUAAUUUUCUUAUAAAUGAGCUGUUGAAAUGAGCUCUCUUUUCCAGGCUGCAUGUAAUUUUUUUAUCUCUAAAGGGAAAAAAGUUGUAUGAGAAAAAGAAAUUAGCAUUAUAUUGAAAGCAAUAUAGAAAAGUGAUCAAUACAUGCUACGCGUGAUUCUAAUUCAUACA